Molecule: messenger RNA, 2913 nt
Organism: Morone saxatilis (striped sea-bass)
Lineage: Eukaryota; Metazoa; Chordata; Actinopteri; Moronidae
Gene: sox4b
Product: SRY-box transcription factor 4b
Biological process (GO): anatomical structure morphogenesis; positive regulation of transcription by RNA polymerase II; cell differentiation
Molecular function (GO): RNA polymerase II cis-regulatory region sequence-specific DNA binding; DNA-binding transcription activator activity, RNA polymerase II-specific
Source: RefSeq, a predicted model, not a curated record
CAGUGUCUCUUUAAAAAAAAUUGAAGUUUCUUGUUGUAUUCUGGAAUGAGGUCAGACACGAGGCUCCUCAUUGCACGCGCUGAUUAUUAUUAGAUUCCAUUUUCGGCCAAUCAGAGCCGAGGGGGCGUGAGUUUGGCACAGAAGCAGCGUAGCGACAGCGUCUGAUUGGUUGAUUUUUAUCGCCGUUGUAUCUCAGAGAAGGGAUAAAUGCAAGCAAGGGUGGCCGGGACUGGAGGGAUGAAACUCGACUGCAGGUCUGCAGAUGGAAGGCAGACAGUGUAACUCGCUCUAGGUUUCUUUUUUUUCUCCUCCCCAGCAUGCAUGGCUUUUGUUUCUAGCAGAGGGGACAGGGCUGAUGCAGAGAAAAGCACUCAUCUUACACACUGUACUUGGGAGCCCGUUGUAAGUGCCCGAGUGCACAGUGUGGCACUCAGUCUGCGCUCUGCAGUUGCAUAGACUAUGUUCAGUCACCACACGGCUGAAUUGAUUUUAUAACACGAGGAAGAGACUGAGAGAGACAGAUAACAGGGUACUGAGUGGAGAGUGGGCUGUAGGUGCUGUUUUAACAUCUACAGAAACUGGAAAUUAAACUUUUUUUUCUUCUUGUUUUUUUUUUUUUUUUUUUUUUUUUUUUACACAUCUAGCCUUUUUAAGGCUGCACUGGACUGAACUGUUUGCUGCACAUCUCAGGAGUGAAUUAAUUCUUGCGCUUUUUUUGUACUCAGCUGCGAAGAGGGGGAGAAAAGAGCUGAGUGUGCUUUAAAGUGAAUCGGAGGACCGAGGAGAGAGGGAGAGAGAGAAAGAGCAAGUACACCGCUCUCCCUCUGUGUGUAUAACUGGGCAGCAUGGUGCAGAAAAUGAGCCACACAGAGAGCACCGCCGAGGCGCUUUCCUUUUUCGCCGGGGACUCGAGCUCCGACUCCGGGGCGUGCAUGGACCUGGACCCGGCCGCCUCGCCUCUCUCCCCGGGCUCUACAGCUUCUUCCACCGCCGGGGACAAGCUGGGAGACAACCCGGCUUGGUGUAAAACUCCCAGUGGCCACAUCAAGAGACCCAUGAACGCGUUUAUGGUAUGGUCACAGAUCGAGAGGAGGAAGAUCAUGGAGCAGUCUCCGGACAUGCACAACCCCGAGAUCUCCAAGAGGCUGGGAAGCGGUGCGAAAGCUGCUCAGUAGACAGCGACAGGAUAUCCCUUCAUCAAGCGGCCGGCAGCGGCUCAGGUCUCAAAGCACAUGGCGGACUAUCCCGACUACAAGUACCCGAGGAAGAAGGUCAAAUCGAGCGCCUCAAAGCCCUGGCAGCAGCCGGAGCACAAGGGUGGAGCAAACUCAACAGUAAGCUCUAAAAACAGAUAAAGACAUUCAUCCAUCGAGAACGAAACGAUCCAACAUCACCCAGCAGCAGCAGAACCCCACAAAUACCACCUUUUUCGGAGCACAGCAGCCAAGCAAAGCACCACACCAACUCCUCUCUACAAGUCCAAAAUCCUGUCUCCUCAGCAGCCCAAGCAGAUACCGGGAUGGUCAAUGAAGCCAAAGCGGGUGUACGUCUUCCCCGGAGCAGCCGCGGCCAGCCUGAGCGUCAGCCCGCGUCUCCGUGGUGGUCCGCCAGCCCGCACGCUCACGCACGCUCCGGCGGACUCCACGACCCGCUUCAAGCCUUGUAACGAAAGACGCGGCCAAGCGGCAGGGAGGGAGGGCGCCCGAGUCCAGCAGCAGCGGCGCGGCAGCUGGGCGCGGGGUCUUCGGGGCCGCCACGGCGGCACACGUACAGCCAGUCGCGGCCUUCCGUCUCUACUCUCCGCUUCACUUCUCCGUCGUCCACUCUCUCUCCUCUCCUGCCCCUCCUCGGAGGACGAAGAGUUCGAAGACGACUUGCUCGAUAUCAACGCGAGCCCCGGCUUCGAUAGCAUGUCGCUGGGGAGCUUUGGUUCCUCGGUGCUGGACAGGGACUUGGAUUUGAACUUUGAGUCCGGCUCUGGGGGCUCCCACUUCGAGUUCCCCGACUACUGCACGCCCGAAGUCAGCGAGAUGAUCUCCGGGGACUGGCUGGAGUCCACCAUCUCCAACCUGGUGUUCACGUACUGAGUGAGCCAAAAAACAAAAGGAAACAAAAAAUAAACGACAGGUAGGCCUAAAGUCCUCCCAGCAAAACAUGACCACAAAACACAACCAGGAGCUCCUGGUGCAGUGGGCUUGAUAGUUUGUGUUCACCAGACUACUAAACCCCACUGAAACUAGCCCCCGUCCCUUCACGUCCUUUGUAGGCAAGAGCUGCAAGUCGUUGGAAAGUUAAACUUUAAAGCGAAUAAGUUGCUUUUUGUACUUUUCUUCGGAUGCGUGGACCGGAGGGGGGACUUGGUUCGACCACAGAAGUGGAGGGAGUGCAACCCAGAGAGAGAGAGAGGGGAGAGGGGGGAGAGACGGAGAGACUGACUGAGGUUCCUGAUAGUGAAACGCUCAGUCACCGAACUGUUUUUGAACUGAACAACUUAACUGUGAUUGAUUUGCACGUUACGCGGUCCGCCGUUCACUUAAUCAAUGUUGUUGCUGAUUUAAAAAAAAGAAGAAGAAAAAAAAAAGAAAAAAGGGACAUUUCACAACUUUUUACCAAUCGCCAAGUGAACUUCACCACUAAAAAGGUACAGAACGGGACUGUCGUGCGACAUUUUUUUUAUUGUGGUGUGUCACCGAGAGGGAUUUUUAAUGAAACCGAGGUGGGUUGAUGUUUUUUAAAAGUCGAAAUAUUUUCUCAAAAGCAAAAAACAUGUUAAGCAUGAUAGCCUACUUGUUCCUAUCUUGUGCUGAGAUUUUCUGUGAGACUGUCGAGCAGUUUAAAAACUAGUAUUAGGGUUAUUUAAAUGAUAGGUGGCGCUCGCUUUCGGUUCUUCUCUUCUUUUUUUUUUUUUUUUUU